Aplysia californica (California sea hare) is the source of this 5909-nucleotide messenger RNA. RefSeq names its product zinc finger protein 341. Lineage: Eukaryota; Metazoa; Mollusca; Gastropoda; Aplysiida; Aplysiidae. The transcript is spliced from 14 exons. The record is from RefSeq and is a predicted model, not a curated record. The coding region runs from base 252 to 4082 and encodes 1276 amino acids.
AUCGAGGUUUCGUUCAUCGCGGAGGGGGUGGUUCGCCAUUUUGAAUGUCCAACUCCCGGCAGAUCUCAGCGUAAAGUCAGAGUAUAAAAAUUAUUUUAAAAGCCGAUCAGUUUAGGAAAACACUAAUACUUUUGUUCGACUUGCAACGUCCUAUUUGUUGAAGUAGUUUUCUUGUCAUAUUAAGUCUGGAAAGGAUUGCAAUUUGUGUGGUCAUCGGAAAAAGGAGAGUCUUGCGGGUUGUGUGAUGAUUCAUGGAACGGCUGUCAACACAAUCCACGAACCAAGAUACAAGUGCUUGUAUAGCACUUUGUUAUCACCUCAACCAGCCGAUCAAUGUUCAAGCUGUGGACAAUCAGACUGUGGUGGCCGUGAGGUCAUUGCUGGACUCUCAAGUUGUUACUGAAGCACAAGAUGAAGAAGAGGACAUAUUCCAGUGUGGCAAGUGCAAAAAGCAGUUCACCUCACUGCCGGCAUUUGUCAGCCACAAACAGACGCCAUGUUUGCUCCAGGCUCAGCAGCAGCCACAGCAGACAGUGCAGCAAAUUCAGCAACCUCAAACAUCCCAGCUUACCCUUGGUCCAGGACCAAGCACAUUUGGACCCACCAUAAAUCUUAACCGACAGUUUCCGCAGGCCCAGCUCAAUGGAACUGUAUCUAAUAUAAAUGCGACUGCGCCCAUCAUCCAAGCUCACCCAUGCCUCACCAGGUCGCUGAACCAGCCAGCCAAUGCGACGCUGACUUUGGGCGGUGUCCCUUCCUCCCCGAUCUCACAGCUUUCGCAAGGCAUGGUCUUCACGGACGACCUCAUGGCACUCACCAAUCUGGACACCUCAGGGCUGACCGCACCGGCAAUACAGAUGGUUACAGCCCCAAUUGCGGGUCAGGCCUCCAACAACUCCAACGGCGUGACAAUUUUCAGCCCCAUCAGCAGCCUCACCAGUUCGGCCAACAACUUUGGGCCGGCUGCCGGGGCCACUGGUCAACUCCUGGUCCAGCAGGCCCCCCAGAUCACGCUGACCACCAUCACAGACAAAGGUGUUCAGCAACAGCAACAGCAUAUACAACAGCAGCAGCAGCAACAACAACUGCAACAACAGCAGCAGCAGAUCCAACAACAGCAGCAACAGCUUCAACAACAGCAGUUGCAGCAGCAAAUACAGCAAACUCAACAACAGCAGCAGCACUUAGCCCAGGCCAUGCCCCCACCCCCUCCACCAGCCCCCCAGCCUCCCAUCUCCCUGGCCAUGGCCCCUUCCGCUCCGGCCGCUGUCCAACCGCAGGUUCUCAAAGCCACUACUACCAAAGCUGGUCGCAAGUCUGCCCAGAACAACUUCAUCACAGUCUUGAACGCAGACAACAGUGUCAGUCUGCUGAGCACACGCAAGGGCAAAACCGCUCGGAACUCUGGGAAUGCCGCUGUCGCCGAGGAGGAGGCCAACAGUAAACCCAAGUUACAGUGCGAGUACUGCAGCAAAACAUUCACCAAGAACUUUGACCUUCAACAACAUGUCCGUGCUCAUACAGGGGAGAAACCGUUUCAGUGCAUUGUGUGUGGCCGCGCCUUUGCUCAGAAGUCCAAUGUCAAGAAACACAUGGCCACACACAAAGUGUGGCCAUGUGGUACCUCCAACACCCUCCCUAAACAGCCUGAGCCGGUGGUGGAGAAUGAAGAGGCUGGGCAGACGUCAACGCCCCCCUCAGUGACGGAUGGCGCUCCCACAGGGCCAGGGUCUGCACCUGGCAAUUUGUCUGAGCCCCCAACCUCCGACACUUUUGAUGCAAGAGUUCCCAGGUCAUUUGACUCCAGCAUUGUGAACCAAAUGCAACAACAACAGCAACAACAACAACAACAACUACAACAACUACAACAACCAGAAGACGAGGAAGGUUCGGAGGAGAGCGGGCCGAGGGUAAAGGUGAUCGUGGACAACUCUUAUGUGUGCCAGUAUUGUCCAGCCAAGUUCAAGUCCUACUACCAGCUCAAGACGCACCUUGUGACGCACAAGAGCGAACAGGUGUACAAGUGUGUGAUGAAGAACUGUGGUCAGUCUUAUCGCGACCUGGACGACUUUCUGAGCCAUGUCAAGUCCCACGAGAGCGAGAUGAGUUACCGGUGUCACCAGUGCCACAAGUACUUCAAGUCUCUAUGUGAGCUGGGAGUGCACCAGUACACUCACGUGUACAUGAACCAGAGUGUCAAGUCGGGACCCAGGCACUUCCAAUGCACAAAAUGUGGCAACAAGUACACGACCCCUGAGGCUCUGGAGCAUCACACGUCCACCACCUCGCAUGACUACCGAUGUCCACACUGCGAGAAACAGUUCACUUGUGAGAGAUUUCUCCGUCGACAUCUGCCCAUCCAUGGCUCUGAGGGUCAGUUUGAGUGUGGCCGUUGCCACAAGCGCUUCAAGACUGAGCACUACCUGAAGUCUCAUGUGCUCAUCCACACGGGUGAGACUCCCUAUGCUUGUAAUAUAUGUCAGGCGGCCUUCAACCGUAAGGACAAGCUGAAGCGUCACAUGACCAUCCACGACGCUGUCAAGAAAUACCGAUGUCCCUUCCGGAACAUUGCAGGCUGCACCAAAGAGUUCAACCGGCCGGACAAGCUGAAGGCCCACAUCAUCACCCACAGUGGCAUCAAGCCGUACAAGUGCAGCAUCUGCGGCAAGAGCUUCUCCCGCCGGCCCCACAUGGUGGAACACGAGCGAGGCCACAACGCUGACUUCCGUUUUAAGUGUGAGAAAUGCGGGAAAGGGUUCUUCCGUCCUAAGCUCUUCAAUGAGCACAAGUGUCUUCCGUCACGAGCUGGUGUGGAGCAGCACUUCCGCCCACGCAAUCGACGCAAGCUGGGGCGCCCGCGGAAACGCAUGAUCAGCAUCACUCCGGAUUCCAUCGCCAAAAGUAGGGGCAAGCAGUACCCAUCUAGAACGCGGGGCAAGGGCACUCUACUCUCUUCCACCACAGCACAGCUGGUGGCGCAGCAUCUGUCGGCAAAACAACAGCAGCAGCUUCAGGAGUCAGAGCAGCUGCAGCAACCACACAGGCAGCCGGACAAGCUGAAAGGCAAGAAGGCUUCCCCCGGCAGCACUCGGCGUCGCAGCAAGAACACCCUGUCUGUGGAAGUGGUGAAGGCGCUGCCAGUCCUUACUCCCACGGAGAAGGUUGAGGUGACCCCGGGACUGGACAUGGAGGUUGAGGAGAUUGCACCCGACAAAGGGGAAGAGGAGACAUUGACAGGCUCACAGGUUUUGUCCCCCUCACUGCAGCGGGUGAGCCUGGGGCCGGCAGGAGAGCUGGUAGAUCACUACGUGGUGCACCUGACCGAGUCUGUGGAUGGUAGCGCCCCCACUAUACAGACGGCUUUUAUCCCGGCUGUGUCAGGUGGCCAGAUGUUUGCCAGUGGGCCAGGCGGUAUGGCCAUCCAGCCCAUCGCAAUCAUUGAGGCCAGCUCUCUCAAUAUGGGUGCUGGUAGUGAGGUUGCCGGGACGCAGAUCCUGACAGCAGAUGUGGCGGGGGCCAUGAUGAGGCCACAGGCGGAGCUGCACCUGCACAAGGAGGAUGGGCGGGAAGUGGCGGCGGAGGGGCUUGUCUCCCAUGCUGAGGCGCAGGGCAGGCUGGCAGACAGUGGGUCGCAUGUCAAGACGGAGAUGGAGGACACCAGGCUGAUGAUCUUGUCUGAACACAAAGCGAGGGGUGCAGUAGGGGGUAUCUCCCCCACAGCUUCUACUGACGUCCUUGUUGGGGGUCAGACUCCGUCCGUCAUGGAAGUCCAUGGUCAUGCUGGUGAUGCUCAGGUUGGGGGGCAGAGGGUGGGCAAAGACGAUGUUGUCAUGGUGAUCGGCAAUGGGGGGAUCAUGGGUGAUGGAAGUGGGAUGGUGGGUGUGGGUGGGGAAGAGGAAGAGGGAGCAGACAUCUUGGAAGUGAACUCGUCUCUCUCCUUCUUCCAGCCCCCAGUCAGCUCCGAGGCGUUCGUGGAGAGGCAAGUGGUUGUCUCUGAUGGACAGGCCUUCAUUGCCUGCUCUAGUCAACUCGUCGACUACACCACCUCUGAUGCUGUGUUGCCUAGCAAUGCCAUCAGAUAACACAAACUUGUGCAAAUGCACUUUAACUUACACAUGCACAAAAUAAUUGGUAUGGUACAAGCAUUUUGUUUAGCUUUUGGUGCUAAAUUAAUUUUGUUUAUAAUGUGUAUAUUGAUCUAGUUUUUAAUCAUUAGCCCAGCGCGCACAUUACUGGUUCUUUAUGUUUGCUCCAACGACUGUUAUGUUUUAAUGUUCUGUGGGACAUUGUCAACUGUUUCCUUCCUUUCAUUGCUGCUUAUAACAUUGUGACCCUUCUCGGUGUGAUGGAUGAGAUUGGUAGAUGUCCCAUCAACUUUCCUUAAUUUUGUUACACUGUGAAAUGUCUCUGUUAUGCAACAUUCUGCCCACUGAUGGCAUUUGAAAUAUCAUUAACAUUUUCUUCAUGGUGAUAUUGUAGAGUGUCUGAUGGUGUAAAACGCUGCUGUUAUGUUGCUUUAUUCAUAGCUGCCACUUUCCCGCUAAAUAGCGGAAACUCCGCUCCAUCUAGCUUUUCCCGCUACUUUCCUCCUUCCUCCGCUGGACAGCUCUUGGCCGCAAAUCGCGAUACUUUUUUUUUACACGCGGAAAUCGCCGAACCGGGAGUGAGACAAAAAAGCGGCGUGCGCAUGUCCACCUGUAGCUUUCUACUUCCGUUCUGUGCCUAGUUUCACAUUGUUUAUUGUUGUGGACUGUCGAUCGAGCAUCGGGGCGAUGGCGUGCCGAGUUAUCAUUAAAAACGGCAGAGAUUCAAGAGAAAUUGAUGCAGAAUGCAAAAAUAAAUGGAGCUGGAUUGAGAAAGAGGCAGACAAUGUGCUUUCAAAUUUCAUUUGAGAAUUGAACAAGCCGAGUGCUGCACUUUGCGUUUGGAGCGAUAAGUAAGAAGGCAAUUGUUUACUUUCUCGCUUUUAAUUCCAGCCGCGCCUAAAAUCCUAAAUUAUCUAGAUCUAGAAUCUAGACGAAACUCUAUGCAUCCCCGACUGGAUAUUCAACUCUUUGCGCUAGAGUUAAGAAUACGUAAACCACGGCUAUUUCAUCAUUUGUAGGUAGAUAUAUCUAGAUCUAGUAACAUACACUGGCUUUCGGCCUUCCGUGCUGAUUUUGAUGGCCAUUGAGUAAAACAUUCAUAGAGUUCAGAGUGGUUGCUCGCUACGAAGUCCUCCCCCGGAAUUAAACACGAGAAAGUAAACAAUUAACAAGAAAGACAAUUUUGUACUACUACUACAGCGGCAAAGGUGUUGCCUCCUUAAUCCAAUACUGCUCAACAUUUUUGCUCAAGUCUAAAGUGGAAGAAAUCUUUUUAUGAAACACUAGAUUGCAAACACUUUUUAGUCUCCAAACUGGGUCAAAUGCUUGUUAGUCAACUUAGUGUCUUUGAUUGUUUUUUGGUUUUUUUUUUGCAAAUGCAUUUUAAUUCAGUUGCCUGUAGUUAACAAAUAUGACAGUUUUCCCUACCAAAAACAUAGAUGUUCCAACAUAUUGGAUCUGGAUUUCACUGGUUUUGCUCCGGCUUUCGGAGGGCGCACGUACGCUUUCGCGUGAAUUUCCUCCUUUUUUGUAAUUCCUGAGUGGCAGCUAUGUUUAUUGAAAGUGUUUUCAAGCCAUUCUGCUUCUUCUUUCCUAUCAAUGGUCUAUCGUCCUUAUCUCUCCUCCUUCUUUUUGGUAUUUGUUACUUUCUUGUAACACCUCUAAUCUUCGGCACUUAUAGGACCUUAUUGUGUUGCAAGUGCAGUAAAACUCUUACUAAAACUAAAAAAAAAACAUUCAGUCAUUAUAUUUAGUCUCCCUGGAAAGAAAAUGCAACAACAAUGAUGACUUUAUUCUGAAUAAUAAAAUUGUUUUGUAUGGUGA